Capronia epimyces CBS 606.96 is the source of this 4041-nucleotide messenger RNA. RefSeq lists its product as uncharacterized. Gene Ontology annotation, molecular function: ATP binding; metal ion binding. The transcript is spliced from 13 exons. NCBI's taxonomy places the organism in Eukaryota, Fungi, Ascomycota, Eurotiomycetes, Chaetothyriales, Herpotrichiellaceae. The coding region runs from base 1 to 4041 and encodes 1346 amino acids. The record is from RefSeq and is a predicted model, not a curated record.
AUGCCGGGCUACGGCUUCCUGAGUGAAGACGCCGAGUUUGCUGAAGCCUUGCAUCGGGCUGGGAUUGUCUUCAUCGGUCCCUCACCACAAUCCCUCCACGACUUUGGGCUGAAGCACCGUGCGCGUGAACUGGCAUUCCAAGCCGGUGUUCCCGUCGUGCCCGGAACCGGCAUGUUGCCCGGCCUGGAGGAGGUAGAGGCGGCUGCUCGCCACUUGGGAUAUCCGAUCAUGGUCAAGGCCAGCGCCGGCGGUGGCGGCAUGGGACUCCAAGUGUGCCACCGCCCGGAAGAACUCGAAGCGGCAGUCGAGAUGGUUCGAAGUCGAGGCCAGACACUGUUCAAGAACUCAGGCAUGUUCCUGGAGAAAUAUAUCCCCAACAGCCGUCACAUCGAGGCCCAAGUCUUCGGCAACGGCAAAGGAGACGUGCUGUUCUUCGGCGAACGGGAAUGCUCGCUCCAGCGGCGGCACCAGAAAGUGGUGGAAGAAGCACCCAGCCCGUUUGUGAUGCGGCAUGCCCAGCUACGCAACCAGUUACGGCAGUCGGCGGUGGCUCUGGCCGCCUCGGUGCUCUACAAAUCCGCCGGCACGGUCGAGUUCCUGGUCGACGACGACAGCGGCCACUACUACUUCCUCGAGAUGAACACGCGGCUCCAAGUCGAGCAUGGCAUCACCGAGCUGUGCUACGACGUGGACCUGGUCGAGCUCAUGCUGAAGCAAGCUGCCGAGGAGCUGGCGGGCGGGAGUGAUGGGGAUGGGAACAGGACCGGUGGAUUAUCUCCUGACCAACUCCAACCCUAUACCAGGCACGCUCCCACCGGCCAUGCGAUCGAGGUUCGCGUCUAUGCCGAAAACCCCGCCAAAGACUUUUCCCCGGCGCCGGGGUUAUUGCAGCACGUCGAGUUCCCGGCCGGUGACGAGGGUCAGGUUCGGGUUCGAGUCGACAGCUGGGUCCGAUCGGGCACGGUGGUCUCGCCGUCUUUUGAUCCCUUGCUGGCCAAGAUCAUGGUCCAUGCCGCCACGCGCGAGGCCGCCAUCACAGCCUUGCAGCAGACGUUGAAAGAUACCAGAUUACAAGGGCCCCCGACGAACUUGGAUUUCCUUCUUCAAUUGUCCCACAGUCAAGAUUUCAUCCAUGGCAGGACUUUGACCAACACUCUCGAAACCAGCUUCGACUACCGUCCUUGUGCCCUGGAAUUCUUGGAGCCCGGCGCAUAUACCACGGUGCAGGAUUUCCCCGGCCGGUUGGGCGUACCGGGCGGAGUGCCUGUGUCGGGGCCGAUGGAUGACCUUUCAUUCAGACUCGCCAAUCUCAUCGUGGGAAAUCCACCCGGCACCGAAGGGUUCGAGCUGACGUUGAGCGGACCGCGCAUCUUGUUCUAUUCGCCCGCUACCAUUGCACUGUGUGGUGCUCCCUUCUCUUUUGCCAUCGACGCACGACCGGCCCGUUUGUACACUCGCCAUCAAGUGGCUGCAGGGUCGAUUGUCGCCAUUGGAGGAACCGAUGUCGGCUCUAAAGCAUACCUGGCGGUGCGUGGUGGACUACCCAGUGUUGCUCACUAUCUCGGUUCUAAGAGCACGACUCCGGCGGUUGGAUGGGGAGGCUAUCAGGGCCGCACCAUCCGCGCGGGCGAUUACCUGUCCCUCGACCCCUCCAGCAGCGACCCGCCGACCCCCCCGCUAGACGAGGACGAGUACACCCUCCCAUCGGCGUGGGUGCCUCCGAUCGACCCGAGUCCCCGUCUCUACUGCCUGCCCGGGCCAUACUACUGUCAGGAGUUUCUAAGUGCGGCGGGCCAAGCGCAGCUCUUUACGAGUGAGUGGAAAGUGUCGUUCAACUCGAACCGGGCCGGCAUCAGGCUGGACGGGCCACCCCCCGAAUGGGCGGAGGCGCGCGUCUCGGCCGGCGGCGGCGAGGGAGGAAGCCAUCCCAGCAACGUGCUCGGCUACGGCUAUCCGCUCGGCGGGGUCAGCUUCACCGGCGACUCGGCCGUCGUCAUCCCCGUCGACGGUGCCAACCAGAGCGGCUUUGUGUGCACCCACACCGUCGUCCGCGCCGACCUGUUCCGCCUGGGCCAGGUGCGGCCCGGCGGUAGUGUUUGGUUCCGUCUGAUCAGCUGGGCCGACGCGGUGGCCUUGGAGGCGCGGAAGGAAGCUUUUCUCCGCCGCGUGCAAGAACACGUCCAAGGGAAGAUGCGUCGAGAUGUAGAUGCAGAAGGAGAUGCAGAGGUAGUUGCAGAUGCAGAUGCAGAGGGCGACAAUGGUGAUUUUGGUGUUGCUGACGGCCAGAGAAUUGGCCCAGGCCUCGACUGGACUCUGUCAACCAGUUCUGCAGUGUCGGCGUCAGCGUCGGCGUUGGCAGGCAAUGGUCACGGUCACGAUCACGACGACGGAAUCUUAUACGAGCGCCCGUCAGCGCAUGACAACAACCGUAUCACUCCCCGCCUCACGCUUCGACAAGCCGGCGACCGGGGCAUUCUGUGCGAAUUCGGCUCGCAGCAAUUCGACCUGCGAUUCCGGGCGCGGGCGCAACAGAUAGCGGACGCGGUGGAGUCAGAGUCAAGCACUCAUUCCGAACAAGGACCGUGGUUCGGGUUCAUGCGCAACACAGUGCCGGAAAACAACUCGAUACUACUGACAUACGACCCGGAUCUCAUCUCACAAGCGACGGCGGUGUCAACGAUCGUCCGACUAGAGGCCCAACUGCCCGGCGUCGAGUCGGCGCGGUUUGCCAGCCGCAUAGUCCGGCUGCCGCUGCUGUUCGACGCGGACGAGAUCCACGCCUCUUCGCGCCGCUACAUGGCCGCCCAGAGGCCGUACGCCGCCUACCUGCCGGACAGCGUCGACUUUAUCCGUCGCAGCAACGGCUUGGCUGCCCGCGAGGACGUCGAGGCCGCCUAUCUCGCCACCCCGCUGCUCGUCAACGCCGUGGGUUGGAUCGCCGGUCUGCCUAUUUACAUCCCGGUCGAUCCGCGCAAGAGGCUCGUCGUGCCGAAGUUUAAUCCUUCUAGGACCGUGACGCCGGCGGGGGCGACUGGGACGGGAGGCAUGACUUCGUCGAUUUAUCCUUAUGAAGCGCCGGGCGGAUACGUUCUCUGGGGUAUGACCCUCCCUGGCUGUUGCUGGGACACGUACGGGCUCAAACCAGGCUACAGCCCCGACCAGCCAUGUCUAUUCCGGCCCUUCGACCAGAUCAUCUUCUACUCGGUCGACCGAGCGCAAUACGACAGUCUGGUGCGCCGGUUCCAGAUGGGUCUGUUGGAUCUGAGUCGGGACAUUGAGCCCACCGUCUUCGACAUGGCCCAGUACAGUCGACUCGUGGACCAGACGGCUGAUGAAGUCGCUCGCAUUCGUGCCGUGCAGAAACAAUGUACCUUGGUCGAAUUGGCUAGAGAGGCAGAGCUACUGAAGCAGUGGAAGGACGAAAUGGAACUUGCCAGUGCCAAUGCGAAUGCAACGACUGACGGCAAGGAUGGAGGGAAACCCCAGCAUGAGCAUGCACUCGACAUUGCUGGUGUUGGUGUAGCUGUCGCUAUCGCAGUCGCUGCCGGGAUUGGCGUCGGCGUCGGUGUUGGUAUUGGUGUCGUUGUUGGUGUUGGUGUCAGUGUCGGGCAGACCCAGAUUGACGAGUCUAGAGUCAAUCUGGGUUUGGAGAUUGCACGCCAUGAACAUCAACUAAUUCCAUUCUUUCCAGCUCCGCACAUCGUCAAAGUCACAGCCACCAUGACCGCACGCAUGUGGAAAGUCCUCGUACAGAAAGGCGACGCCGUCGCGCCCGAAGACACAGUGGCUAUUUUGGAAGCCAUGAAGAUGGAGAUUGCGGUCCAUGCGCCGGGUUUUCCUGUUCUUAUUGCCCAAACUUCUGAUCCGACGACGAAGACGACGAUAGCGACAACAAUAGCGAAGACGACAAAGACGACAACAAUUAAAAUGAAUGUCAACACAUAUCAGGUCAUCGAGGUCUUGAAAGAGCCAGGAGAUACAGUCGAUGCCGGCGAUGUCAUCAUGCUACUUGAUCCGGCUGCGGGUCCGGUUCAGACAUAG